This is a messenger RNA of Thecamonas trahens ATCC 50062, 1627 nucleotides long. Its product is annotated as WD repeat domain phosphoinositide-interacting protein 2. Lineage: Eukaryota; Apusomonadida; Apusomonadidae. Gene Ontology annotation, biological process: autophagy of mitochondrion; protein lipidation; nucleophagy. The transcript has a single exon. The record is from RefSeq and is a predicted model, not a curated record. Bases 49 to 1275 code for a protein of 408 amino acids. Gene Ontology annotation, molecular function: protein binding; phosphatidylinositol-3-phosphate binding; phosphatidylinositol-3,5-bisphosphate binding. Gene Ontology annotation, cellular component: phagophore assembly site membrane; extrinsic component of membrane; cytosol.
GACACACAACUCGCUGGAUCAAGAAGAGCAGAGGAAAACAAGGAGAACAUGUCUGCUAUGACUAGCACAAGCAGCAUGGAAGAAGGGAGCAGCGGAGGUGGACCCAGCAGUCAUGGCGGGAGUGGUCAAGUCGGGCAAAUCGGUGGUGGUGGCGGGCAAGUCGGUGGUGGCGGGCAAGUCGCAUUGGGUGAUGAUGAUGAUGGUGAUGACGGUCACACUAUUGUGGGACUGUCAUUCAAUCAAGAUGCCACCAUGUUUGCUAUUGGUACCCGCAAGGGCUACGCCGCCUUCAAGGCAUGUCCGUUUGAAGGUGCUCUGGCUCUGGCUUCCAGUGGUGGUAUCCGCAUUGCCGAGAUGCUCUUCUCCACCUCGCUCAUCGUUCUGGUCGGUAUGGGUGGCCCGUCGUCAGAUGAUUCGCCAAGGAGGCUCCGCGUGUUCAACACAAGGCGACUGAGUCUGGCAAAGGACGUCAUCUAUCCCUCGGCCGUUCUCGCUGUAAGGACAAACCGCCGUCGCUUGGUUGUCGUCCUCCACGACGCCAUCCAUGUUCAUGAGCUGGGUGGCAAUCUCAAGCUUUUGGCAAAGAUCUCAAAGCUCGACAACCCGCGCGGCGUUGUGGCGCUUACCGCCUCGCCCGGGCCGGACGAUCCGGCGUACAUGGCGUACCCAAAAUCCCCGACUCGCGGCGAGCCAGCCCGGUCGAUUGUCCUCGUCGACGCCAUCAACAUCCUCGACCACAUUGUCAUCGACGCGCACAAGUCGGCCGCCGUCGCUGCCAUGGCCUUUUCGUACGACGGUACUCUCCUGGCGUCGGCGUCGGAGCACGGGACCGUCAUCCGGGUCUUUGCUAUCCCGUCGGCCGAUCUGCUCUUUGAGUUCCGCCGCGGCUCCCAGGUCGCCACCAUCUACUCGCUUGCCUUUGACGCGUCCAACACGUACCUAGCGGUGGCCUCGUCGCGCGGAACGGUCCACGUGUUCAAGCUCGAGAGACCUGAGCCAUCGCUCGCCGACUCGUUCUUUGCCGUCCUGCCCUCGGUCGUGGCCUCGGCUUGGGAGCCGCUCCGCGCCUUUGCCACUGCGCCCGGCGAGCCCGACGUCGAAGCCCGUGUCUCGUUUGGUGCCGCCGACCUGGCUACCAACGACGGGCUCGGCCUCCAGAUCAUCUCAGCCAACGGCUGGUAUCGCCGCUUUGCUGUCGACGAGGCCUCGGGCGGCGAGUGCGCCUUGCUGGAGCAGUACAACCUCGCCGAGCACACCGAGUGGACCUCGCCGUGACCGGUGCUGCCGGGCAUGAGCAGGACGUGGUGUUGAGCGCAUCCCUCGUGUUCUUUUACAUCAUCCUUGCACAGGCAUUGCGUCCAGGAUCCGCGCCGCGAGGCCGGCCACCCGGGUGUCGGACGCGUUGGCGGCCGUCACCAGCAGCGCACCCGCGGGCGCAAUGUGCUGGCUCACCGCCGCCGCCGCGGCGCUGCGGCUCUCUGUCGAGCCGUUGGCAAGCUCGACGAGGGUGAGGACGGCGCGUAGUGCGUUCUUCUGCACCGCCGCGCUGGCGCUCCCGACGCCGAGCGCCGAGACCAGGACGGCGGCGGCGCUGCCGUCGGCGCCGAGUGCAGCCGUAAACGCCUCC